This is a messenger RNA of Sciurus carolinensis (gray squirrel), 5642 nucleotides long. RefSeq names its product KIAA0753 ortholog. The transcript is spliced from 19 exons. The coding region runs from base 1336 to 4239 and encodes 967 amino acids. The record is from RefSeq and is a predicted model, not a curated record. Gene Ontology annotation, cellular component: centriolar satellite. Lineage: Eukaryota; Metazoa; Chordata; Mammalia; Rodentia; Sciuridae. Gene Ontology annotation, biological process: centriole replication; protein localization to centrosome.
GGUUUAUCCUGGGUUGUGAAUGCAGGCACAGGUUGUAGGAGUGCCAGGACAGUGGGAGAGAUACAUGGUGGAGAUGUCCCAGAAUAUGUAGAGUGACAAAUUGGGGGGUUUUUUGGAACAGGACAAUGAACUAGGAGAGGGGUGUCCCAGGACUUUUUAUAGGGGAACAGCUUAGUGGGGGUGUCCCUGGACUUUUUAUGUGUUUGUAUGUGUGUGUAUGUGUGUGUUUACUCAAGGUAUCCUGGAACUCUGGGACCACAUAGUUUUUUCUUGGUGGAGAAUGGACUUUGGGCCUUUGGCAUAAAGAAGCUUCCAGGGAAAAGUACUUAUCAUAUAAGUGCUCUGGCCCCAAUUCUGCAGUACAUUCUGUGGCUUCAGUCCCUGAGCCUUGGUGAUGUCAAGCCAGUUGCAGUGCUUCACUCAUGUUCCUCCUCCCAUGUCCUUCUUGACUCAUGCCUCUGUAGCCUUAGAAAUAAGGAAUCUUGGACAGCUGUCUUUUUGUUUCUAGAGAUACAUCUGUGUUUAGGCAAAUCUAGUCUACAAACCUUGAAUUUAUUCAAAAGCUUAAGUUAGGGUUUUUUUUUUUUUUCUUAAACAUUUAAUUUUCCAAUUGAUUUACCUUAGGAUUCUUUGAGAGAGCAAUUUCCUAGCGUAUUUAAAACUAGUCUGUUCACAGAAAAUCAGCUAAAGAAAUGUUGAGUUAAAUUGUCUACUAUGCUCAGAAAACUGUGUUGUGGGAAAUAGAAGAAUAGGACAAGGCCCUUAACCUUCAAGGAACCUUGUCUAUCUGACAAGAUGAGACAUUUACCUGUUAAAUAGGUAAAUAACAAUAUGGAACAAAACUGACAAGCACCUGAGUGGCAGAGCUAUUAAAGUGUACAGAGGCCUUCAGGCUAGGGGAAGGUAAUGAUAAGGACACAGCCCCUUUCAGCUUACUAAAUGCUUAAUAUCUAUGUCUUCAUGAAGAUUUAGAAAGGCCCCUCAGCUAAUUAAUGGCAGAUUCUGGUUUAAAUUUUAGGAAUUGAUUCCCCCAGGUUUACAUAAGAGUCAUUUGGAGUUAUGUCUCUUUGGAUUACUUGAGAGAGUGAAGCACAUUGCUUUCUGACUCGUGGUUCGAAUUAAUGUAGAAUAUAUAUCCAUAAAACCACCCUGCUACAAAAUGUUAGUUUAUCUUAGCAGAGCUCUGUUUUGGGAAUAAUGUCUUACCAGAGACCCUUAAGAUUUGAAGUUUGGAAUGAAAAGGUCCGAAGAGAUUGUCAUUAAAAUAGAAUGGUUUUAGGGAAGACUGUUGCCUAAUGUCUAGGCCAUUGCUCUUGUUCUUCACUAUCUAACAUAAUGGGACCAGGCCAACCGACUCUUACCUGUGUUCAUCUAAUGUCCAAUACCCAACUAGAUGGAACAAGUCACCUCAGGAAACUUCAGACCCAGAACCAGCUGCAGUUUAAUAGAAAUGUUCCUCCACAUUCAAGCAACUUGGCAAUCCAAUAUUCUUGCCCACAUGCAAUUAGAAUUGAAAAACUGAAGCACUCGUACAAUGAAUCAUAUCAUGGUAAAGAUGCAGAUUUUAGAGUUGGUCCUGACCUGAGCAGUUCUGUUUCAUUUUCCGUCAUAUCAGAAGAGAGACUUAGCUAUGCUGUCCACCUAGCCAGAAGAGAUGUGAAGCGAAGACAAUUUGAAGAACACAUAAAAGAACAUCAUCUCAAAAGUCAACCCCAAAGCACUCAGAAAUGUGGACAUACUAAAUGUAAAAUAUCUGAUCACAAGGUAGAGAGGAAAAGCUCAAAGGGUCAAGAAUUCUGUCAGUGCAGCCACCAGCCAUCCAAAGUAGGAAUUUCCAGCUCAGGUGCCAAGGUGUAUGUGUACACAUCUCAUCCAGGACGUUCAGAUCUUACCUUGCCAAAUUCACCACCCACCCGUGAUCCAGGCCUUCAACCACAACCCAGGAUAGGUGACCACAAAAACUUAUGUGAACAGAAAAGUCUGCUAGAAGUUCAGCGACUCCAGAAAGAAUUGAGCAGUUGUAUCCAUAAAAUUGAAGAGGUAACUAAAAAAGAUAGAUUAGAAGAAGCAUUGGAUCCAGAUGAAGAGCGGCGAAUCCGUGUCAGGAGACAGGAACAAGCUGUUCGUUGUGCACGAAUGCUUUAUGUCCUCCAGCAGCAGGUGAAAGCAAUCCAGGAAGAAUUGGAUAAAUUGAGUCCACAUAAAAUUAAACACACUAAAAAGUCAUGGGCAAUGUCUAGGCUGGCAGCUGCCCAUCGAGGAGCCAUUCGGGCCUUACAGAUGUUUGUCACUCAGUUUACCGACCGAGGGGAACACCCAGUUUCUGCUCGGUGUAAGGAACUGGGCAGCCUUAUUCGCCAACUUUCACUGUGUUCUGCCAAGCUGGAUGCAGAUCCUUCUGUUCCUGAUGUGGUUAUAGAUAUCCUGCAACAAAUUGAGGCUUUGGAAUCUCUCCUGGAAAAGAAACUAUCUCCAAAAAAGGUGAAGAAAUGUUUCAGUGAAAGUCAAAGAUUUCCUACUAGUAACCAGAGGACAUUAGAGAAAUGGCCAGGUACAUUGCCAAAGAGUGAGAGGAGACCCUUCAUAUCAAAAGAGACAUUGCCACAGGAAACAGUUCGACCUUUGGUGGCAAAAAAGUUUCUUGCUGAUAAGUAUCAGCCAGAUGCAGAGUUUCCAGUGACCCAGAGGUUGGAGAGGGAGCUUGAUGUGUUAGAUGUGGAUAUCCUUCCUGAAGAAGUCCCAUUAAUUGUAAACCAAAAUGCAAGCUUCAAAGAUGAGGCAUUAACCCUAGCGAAAACAGGAGCAGUGAAAACAAAGCCUAUGACUGAGUAUGUGCCAUUUAGGAAGAAAGAUACUCUGGAGCCGGCAAAACUACAGCAAGGACUCCAUAAAGCUGAAAGAAAUAGACCAAGCCACCCUCACAACAAAAGCAGGUUGCAGCAGACAACAGUUUCAUCCAGAUUAAAAAUGAACCGACAGCCUUCAAAAGACCAUAAGGCUCCCUGGAUACCUCCAAACCCUACAUCCCCACCAGCAUCUCCUAAGUGUGCCGCAUGGCUAAGGGUGAAAUCUAGCCCCAGAGAUGCUGUAAGAGAACAGUCUCUCCAACAAGAAGAUACUCAAGAGGGAAGUCAGUUGAGUGUUGUUGAGCACAGAGCAGAUAGGCUUGCUUGGCUUGAUACUGAGUCUUCCAAAAGAUUGAAGGAACUAAAAGAAUUAAAAGUCAAAGAAGUGGACCAAAUGCAAAAACAGAGGCUUGAAUGGCUUGAUGCUGAAACUUCUAGAAGAACAAAGGAGCUGAAUGCACUGAAAACUGAAGAAAUGGAUCGACUCCAAAAAUUAAGUGUUUCUGCCACCCAGUUAGCGGACAAGGUAGAGGAGGCAGUUCUGGAACGUUUGAAACCCCUGUUGGUCAAGGCCCAGAGAGUUAAUUCUUCUGCGGAAGCAAAUACUCAUUUGAAGGAUCGUCCAUCAUUGAACACAGCAGCAGCCCAGCCUGCAGAGCAGGCUAUAGCUGUUAAUUCUGAAUCUAUCAAUGUUCAUCAGAUGGAUUACUUUUUGGAAGAUACUGCUCAUGAGCUCUGGGCUAUGAGUCAUGCUAAGAUCUUGGGUUCAGAAACCUUAGCCACCUUGAGAGACAGCAAGGACAGCCCAAAUCUGGAGACCAUGAUGCUCCGAAUGGAGGAGAUGGAAAAAUACCAGGAGAUAAUUCGCCAAAGAUAUAAUAAAAUUGUAUAUGCUGAUCCUCAUUUAUGGAUGCAGGAAGAAAGAAAUGGCCAGAAAAUUCCAACAUUAAGUGAAAGUCCUCUGUCUCCUCAUCCAAUCAGGAUCACAAAGACAGCAGCUCACAAGGAUCCAGCUGUGAACAUCUUGUUAGAAAGGCCCUGCAAUGGCAAUUCCUUGGAUGAAAGUGUGGGAACAGAGGAGAGAUCAGAGAAAAGAGAGGUUUCCCUUCCCUCCCUUGCAGAAGAUUCCCAACAGAGAGAAGGCCGAACUCCCCUCUUUGUCCCACCUGGUAUGCGGCACAGCAUUGGUGACUACUGUAGUCGUUUUGAACAGUACCUCCGGAUCAUAGCUCAUGAGGCCAUAGGCUCCUUCAACCCAUGGCUGAUAGCUGAAAGCUUUUCAGAAGAGCUGGUAGAUGAAGCUCUGGGGGCCGUGGCUGCAGAACUUCAGGAUGUGUGUGAAGACUACGCAGAAGCUGUGUUCACCUCAGAAUUCCUAGAGGCUGCUACAUAAAGGUUCUCAAGGCGAGGCCCCUUGUGUCACACUGGAGAAGAGACGGCACCACGCUUGUGUUUUAGACUACACAAAACCUUUAUCUUCAGCUGUACAUCCAGGCACAGAAGGUGCUGCCCACCACAGGGAAGGAGAUGCCAGUGAGCUCAGCCUCACUUCAUGUUCUCUCAUUGUCAUAGCAAUGGUUCUGGAAGUUUAUGAUGGAAUGUGUUAAAUUUAUCAGUGCUCAGGAAACAUGAAUUGAUUAUGACAAUAUAAUAUUUUCAGAAUGUAUAAUUUUCCUGUUGGGGUAUUAUGUUCAUUCGUCUGGCUCAUUUUGGUGAUCACAAUGUUUUGAAAGGUAAUGGAUAAAUAAAUAUGUUUCAUGCAGGGAUUCAAGCUGCUGUUGAACCCCCAGGUGUCAUCAGCGUUAGGGUUGAGUCCCAGCACCUGGCCCAUGUUUUUCAUCUUUGGCUGUGCCCUGACAAGACACCUGUCCCUCCUGGGUUACAGACUGACGUGGAGCACAGAGUUAGGUCAUGCUGCCAAACCUCCGCACUCGUGCAGCUAAAAAUGAGACCCCACCAGUGCACAGCAAUAAACACAACUGUCUUUAAGAUUCAAUCCCUAGGUCAUUUUUCACAUUUUCAGUCCCUCAAAGUCUUUUUAUUGCUGUGUUUUGACACAUUCUGGUAUAAAAAGCUUUCUCUGAAUUCAGAGGAAGUUUGAAGACAUCAGGAAAGGACCAGGUCUUCUCCUGUGACCGGUGAAGGUAUGGAACCCACUGUUUCUGAGAAGGUCAGAACUUUCUGUGUCCACACUGCAGAGCAACCCCAUGUGGGAGGAGGGGACAGAGCUGGAUAGUGUGAAGACCUCUGGGUUUCCCAAGAGUAAGGAAGACCUAUAAGAAACCCAACAGCUUGGUUGUCCAGCGUCUUGUAGGUCAUGGUACCCAGGGAAAAGCCUCUGUUAUUUUAGAAACUGAAUUCAGAAAAAGGAAAGACGUGUGCAUAAAAAUAAGGCCACUGCCUGGAAAAAACUUCCCUCAAUUAUUUGCCCGAGACCUGGUGAAAGAAAUGUGAAGAACAAGUGGGGUGAGCUACGCCCCAGGGUGUAAUGUGACUCCUGUUACAACAUGCUCAGGGCUGUCAUCUGGGAUCUGAAGUGCAAGUAUUUCAGGUGAUAAUUUAAGCUGCUCAAUCACACUUAUUUGUGCAAAAUUGAUUUUCAUUUAAUGUUAAUGUUUUCCUCAAUUUUAUGUAACUUCAGAAUGUAAAGAGCUUCAAGGGAAUUAUAGGUCUGUAAUCUGGAGAGUUAAAUGUGUGCACUUGAACGGAUGGGAGGACCUGUUAUUGGUAGUACAAAGUAAUUUGUGUGGCAAUUUUUACUGUGCUGAUUUUUUUAAAAAAUAAACUCAAUAUUUU